AUGUCAGAUAUUUUAGAAUUGGCAGAAUCUAAACAACAAGAAACCAUUAACUCAGAAUAUAAAGUUAUUGAGCAUAGACAUGAAUACUUGAAUAGAUUACAAGACCUUGAUGCAAAAAUCAAGUCCGUUAAUGAUAAAAUUAAAAAAGAAGAACAAAUUCGUCAAGCAGCCAUUAAAGUAAAGUCACAAACCCCCAAUACAAUAGUUCAAGCUCAAUGUGAACGUAACAUUGAAGAUUCUUCGAGGAAUAUUGAUUAUUUAACAAAUGAAUUAGAAAAAUUGCAUUUUAAACAACAAAGCGGUAUUAUUAAUAGUGGCGGUAGUCCUCUUCCUCCUACACCAUCACAACAACAACAAUUCCCUCCGCCACAAUCACAAAAUAAUAUUUCACAAGCUGGAUAUGGUGGUGGUGGAUAUUAUCAACCUCAACAACAGCUGCAAUCACCAUCACCAAUGAACCUUAUAAAAUCAAGUACACCAAUCACACCACAAAAGGUUUCAUUGAAACUUCAUGAACUUGAAUUCAAGCUUGAUGUUGAGCGAAAACUUAAAGCAGGCUCGGAGAAGAUGAUUGGUGCCGUACAAUUUCAAGAUCCAAAAAAUAAAAAAAGCAUCGCUGAAGUUCAAAUCAAAACUAUGGAAAGUAAAGAAAAAAUUUCAUUGUUGACUAGAUCUUUACAAAAAUAUAGACAAUUAUAUAUUGGUGAAGUGGAUGAUGAUGAAGAAGAUGAAACAGAAAGGGCAAGUAGAAACAUGCCUGGAUUACGUCGACCAAUCACAGGAAAACUAUCAAUACAAAUAAUCCAAGCACAUCAUAUUUCCCAUGUACCAAACAGAUCAAAUAAACCAUUAGACACUACUGUUUCAAUUAAAAUUGACGGAUCAAUAAAAGGUAAAACACGCGUUGCUCGUAAUGAUCGAUGGAAUGAGGAUUUUGAAUUUCAUGUGGAGAAAGGUAGUGAAAUUGAAAUCACAUUGUACGAUAAACCACAUGAACAACAUCAAGUCCCAAUUGGUCUUUUAUGGGUUAAACUAUCGGAUAUUGUUGAGGAGUUAAGAAAAAAAAAAAUAGAGGCUGUCAAAAACGGUCCUGGUUGGGUUACUGCUUCAAAUGUCCAAUUCGAUAAUAUUCAAAGAUCACCCUCUCCUAAUAAUAAUUCAUUUAAUAAUGGUGGUGCUUAUGUAUCCGGUAGUAGUGGCGGGCAAACUCCAGAACCUAACUUGUCACCACAACAGGUUGCAAGCCUGCCUCAACAAUCUUCAGCUUUACCAGAUGGUAUUGAAGCCUGGUUUGAAGUUGAGCCAGCUGGUCAAGUUUUAUUAAAGCUUAAUUUUGUCAAAGAGAACAUUAAUAAGAGGCCCGUAGAUGCUGGACUGGGUCGUACAGACGCUGUUCGUAAAAAAAAAGGCGAAAUACUUGAACAGAAUGGUCACAAAUUUAUUCAACAACAGUUUUAUCAAAUCAUGAAAUGUGCCUAUUGUGAAGAAUUAUUUGUUACAGAAGGAUUUCAAUGUUAUGAUUGUAAAUUAACAUGUCAUAAGAAAUGUUACACGAAAACUGUAACAAAAUGCAUUUCCAGAUCAAAUUCAGAGAUGGAUUCGGAUUAUAAACAACUUAAUCAUCGUAUUCCACAUCGUUUUGAGAAUCUUACUAAUAUUACUGGAAAUUGGUGUUGUCAUUGUGGUUAUAUGCUGCCAAUAGGAAAGAAAGGGUCAAAGAAAUGUUCUGAAUGUCAUAUUACUUGUCAUGCAAAAUGUACACAUCUUGUUCCUGAUUUUUGUGGUAUGCCAAUGAGAACUGCCAGUGAAAUGAUCGAUCAGAUCCAACGUGCAAUAGCUAAUGAUCAAUGGAACACACCUUCUCCUCAACAUAAACAACAACAACAACAACAAGUGUUAUUACAACAAUAUCAAUACCAGCAACAAAAUCCAUCAUCACAAAAUCCACAUCGUCUUACACAAUCUUUACCUUACUCUCCAAAACAACCUUUAAUCAUACAACAAUCCCAACCAUUUCACUCUCCUCAGCAGCAGCAACAGCAACAGCAGCAACAGCAGCAAUAUCAACAGAAGCAGCAACAAUAUCAGCAGCAGCCACAACAAAAGCAACAGAUUUAUCCACCAAUUUCUUAUGACGAUUAUAAUUCAAUGCCACCACCAUCACAACAACAAUUACAAAAACAUUCUCCUCAUUCAUCACCUACACAUUCCUACGCACAACCAGCUAUGGUUACUCCUAAUCAAAGAGUUUCAUCUGUUAAAUCUCGCAAAGUUGGUUUAGAUGACUUUACUUUUAUUUCUGUAUUGGGCAAGGGAAAUUUUGGCAAAGUUAUGCUUGCAGAAGAAAAAGUUACCAAGCAACUUUAUGCUAUAAAAGUUUUAAAAAAAGAGUUUAUCAUCGAAAACGAUGAAGUCGAAAGUACAAAAUCUGAAAAAAGAGUUUUCCAAACUGCUAAUCGUGAACGACAUCCUUUCCUACUUGGUCUUCAUUCCUGUUUCCAGACUGACACCAGAAUAUAUUUUGUGAUGGAGUACGUUAGUGGUGGUGAUUUAAUGUUGCAUAUUCAAAGGGAACAAUUCACUUAUAGACGAGCACAAUUUUAUGCAGCAGAAGUAUUACUUGCUUUAGAAUAUCUACAUAAACAUGGUGUCAUAUAUAGAGACUUGAAACUUGAUAAUAUAUUACUUACACUAGAUGGACAUAUAAAGAUCGCUGAUUAUGGUCUUUGCAAAGAAGAAAUGUGGUAUGGAGCCACUACAAAUACAUUUUGUGGCACUCCUGAGUUUAUGGCACCAGAGAUUUUGUUGGAAAAAAGAUAUGGUAGAGCAGUUGAUUGGUGGGCAUUUGGUGUUUUGAUUUAUGAAAUGCUUUUAGGUCAAUCACCAUUUCGUGGUGAAGAUGAAGAUGAAAUUUUUGAUGCGAUUUUAGAAGAUGAGAUUUUAUAUCCGAUAAACAUGUCUAGAGAUUCUGUAUCCAUAUUACAAAAGUUGUUGACUCGUGACCCAGAAAAACGUCUUGGAUCAUCUCAAGCAGAUGCAGAAGAAAUUAAGAGACAUCCAUUUUUUAAAGGUGUAAAUUGGGAUGAUAUGCUUUCAAAGAAAGUUGCGCCACCAUUUUACCCCACAAUUUCAUGCCCAACUGAUACUUCAAAUUUUGAUACGGAAUUUACAAAUGAAGUACCAGUAUUGACACCUGUUCAUACAAAGUUAAGCGCAGAUACACAAAAAGAAUUCCAAGGAUUUUCUUAUGUUUCAAAUUGGGUUCCUGAUUCUGAUAAUAAACACUAA
Messenger RNA from Entrophospora candida, 3288 nucleotides. The record is from the annotation of a GenBank genome assembly. NCBI's taxonomy places the organism in Eukaryota, Fungi, Glomeromycota, Glomeromycetes, Entrophosporales, Entrophosporaceae.